AUGGCAACUACCUUGCUCCAGCUCUUGCAGGUUUCUACACAUUCCUGACAAUGAUCAUCCUUUUACAGAUCUUAAUUCCUAUCUCCCUCUAUAUAUCGAUUGAACUAAUCAAGUUGGGCCAAGUCUUCUUAAUUCAUAAUGAUAUUGACUUGUAUAAUGAAGAGCAAGAUUUGCCCAUACAGUGCCGAGCACUCAAUAUCACUGAAGACCUUGGACAAGUUCAAUAUGUCUUCUCUGACAAAACAGGGACACUGACAGAGAACAAGAUGGUAUUUCGAAGAUGUACAAUUAAUGGGAAAGAAUUUUCACAUCAGGAAAAUGCUAAGCGGUUGGAUUCAUACAAGGAAAUCGAUUCAGAGAAUGAAUACUGGAAAAAGCAUUUGAGCCUCCCUUCUAAAGUUGGAGAAACAACCACAGCAACACAGAGAAACAAUGCUAGGCCUUUGCAAAGAUGUCAUAGUGCUCGUCCCUAUUUUCAGGGACAUGCAAGAAAGAAAUAUCAGGGUCUCUGGGGAAUUGCUCCAUCUCAGGUGGCAUUUAGCAGCACCCUUGAGAAAGAUGUGACCCCUGACAACAGGCUGCUGAUGAAAAUGAAGGACCUCUCAUGCCCACCAGAAUCUUUGAAAUCCUUUACCACUGGAGAAGCCACGUCUUCCAUCACAGAUUUCUUCCUUGCUUUGACCCUCUGCAACACAGUAGUGGUCUCUACGGCAACUGAACCAAGGCAAAGGGUUACAACUCCAUCACUGAUGAAGCAGUCAGGACUCUCCCUGGAGAAAAUUCACCAGCUGUUCCAGUGGAUGAAGUUGGCAAGCCUCAGCCAGACAUCGGUUCAAUCGAGUUCAGACUUAGGAGAGAGUAUUAACACAGAGAGCAGCACUGCCUAUGCGGAAUCAAAAAUGAAAGAUGAAUGUCCUACUCAAAGCUGUUCUAGCUUAACAGAUGAUGAGAGUCUUGGAAGGGAGUCCUUCAGUGAGAACGACCUCUGUGGGGUUUCAGAUCCCUCCCCAAAUGAGAGGAGCUUUGCAGGCAGAGACCAUGGGCCUUUGCAGGGAGAAUUUUGUUAUGAGGCAGAAAGUCCAGAUGAAGCAGCUCUAGUCCACGCGGCCCAUGCCUACCAGUUUACAUUAGUCUCCAGAACUCCUGAGCAAGUGACUGUAAGGCUGCCGGAAGGAACUCUUCUAACCUUUGAUCUCUUGUUCACCUUGGGAUUUGAUUCCAGCAGGAAGAGGAUGUCGGUGGUAGUGAGGCAUCCCCUCACCAAAGAAAUCAUAGUCUAUACCAAAGGGGCAGACUCCGCCAUAAUGGAUGUAUUGGAAGACCCUACCAAAACUAGUGUGGCCAUGGGAAAAAGGAUACGAAGAGUGAGAGCACAAACACAAAAACAUUUAGAUUGGUAUGCACGUGACGGUCUGAGAACUCUAUGCAUAGGAAAGAAGAUUUUAAGUGAAGAGGAAUUUCGAAAAUGGCUCAACUUUCAUCAUGAGGCAGAAAUAGCUAUUGACAACAAAGAUGAACUUUUAAUGGAAGCAGCACAACAUCUGGAAAGUAAACUCACCUUAUUAGGAGCAACAGGGAUAGAAGACCGGUUGCAAGAAGGAGUGCCUGAUACCAUUGCUGCCUUCAAAGAAGCUGGAAUCCAAACAUGGGUAUUAACUGGAGAUAAGCAGGAAACAGCUGUCAACAUUGCCUAUUCUUGCAAACUUCUAGACCAAAGAGACACUGUCUUUACCAUUAAUACCGAAAGUAAGGAAACUUGUGAAUCGCUGCUGGAUAUCAUGUUGGAAGAGGUGCAGAAGGGUCAAGUAAUUCCUCGAAAAAUAUGGAGCAUUUUUGGCUUUAAACUGCCAUUUUCUUGGUCAACCACAGGACUUCCAAAUCCGAUUAUUGGAUUAGUAGUUGAUGGAAGAGCUCUGAAUACUAUUUUCCAAGGACAACUUGAGCAUAAGUUUCUUCAACUUACAAAAUAUAGCCACUCAGUUCUAUGCUGCCGAUGCACUCCCUUGCAGAAAAGCAUGGUGGUCAAACUUGUACGGAAUCAGCUGAAAGUGUUGACCCUUGCAGUAGGUGAUGGCGCAAAUGACGUAGGUAUGCUCCAGGCAGCUGAUAUUGGAAUUGGCAUUUCUGGACAAGAAGGUAUGCAGGCUGUCAUGGCCAGUGAUUUUUCAGUAUCUCAGUUUAAACACCUGAAGAAGUUACUUCUAGUCCAUGGACAUUGGUGCUAUUCUCGCUUGGGAAAGAUGGUGCUAUACUUUUUCUAUAAAAAUGUGACCUAUGUCAACCUUCUCUUCUGGUACCAGUUCUUCUGUGCUUUCUCUGGGGCUUCUAUGAUAGACUACUGGCAAAUGAUAUUUUUCAACUUGUUUUUUACAUCUGUACCACCAUUAAUUUCUGGAGUUCUGGAUAAAGACAUUUCUGCAGAAACCCUAUUGAACAUUCCUGCACUUUACAAAAGUGGACAAAAUUCAGAGAUUUACAAACCUCUAACAUUUUUCCUUGCUAUCUUGGAUGCCUUCUACCAGAGUCUCAUUUGCUUCUUCAUCCCUUAUCUAGUAUAUCAGGAUUCUGAUACUGAUGUUUUCGCUUUUGGAACAGUAGUCAACACUGGUGCCCUUCUUACUAUUCUUUUUCACCAAGCUUUAGAAAUUCAGAUGUGGACCCGGUUCCAUGGAAUUGCAAUAACUGGGAGCAUUUUGCUCUACUUUAUUUUCUCAUCCAUCUACAAUGCAACCUGUGUCCUUUGUAACCAUCCCACAAAUCCCUACUGGAUUAUGGAGAUGGAAUUUUCGGAGCCAAACUUUUAUUUCACAAUCAUUAUUAUGCCAGUGGCAGCACUUCUCCCAAGAUAUCUUAUAUUGGCUCUGCAAGGGACUUUCAACAUAUCUUGCAUCCUGAAAGCACAACAACUGGAGAAGUUGCCGAAAGAACAACAGGACUGGGAAAUACAGAAAUGGAAGCUGAUAAAAGAAGGCCCGGCAAUCCGCAGUAAUGGUCCUAGUCAACUCAGUGGAAAUAUUUGUGAUCACGCAGCACUUGGGCUUCCUGAGACCAAUGUUCCUCAGGGCCUCGGGCCUUUGCAGAAAGAAAUGCUUGAAGAAAGGACUUUGAAUGAGGAAGCCAAGGACAAUGCCAAAAAAUGCACCCAAGAAGAGACUGGACAACUUACAGCUGUGGAGCCAUUUGCUGACCAAAUCCCCCAGAACCCUGAAAGUUCUGCUCAGAGAAGCCAUCAGAGGUCUGUGAGUGCAGUGACUUUAUGA
Notechis scutatus (mainland tiger snake) is the source of this 3260-nucleotide messenger RNA. Lineage: Eukaryota; Metazoa; Chordata; Lepidosauria; Squamata; Elapidae. The record is from RefSeq and is a predicted model, not a curated record.